Harpegnathos saltator (Jerdon's jumping ant) is the source of this 1317-nucleotide messenger RNA. RefSeq lists its product as uncharacterized. The transcript is spliced from 8 exons. Gene Ontology annotation, biological process: immune response. Gene Ontology annotation, molecular function: receptor ligand activity; tumor necrosis factor receptor binding. Bases 188 to 1144 code for a protein of 318 amino acids. The record is from RefSeq and is a predicted model, not a curated record. NCBI's taxonomy places the organism in Eukaryota, Metazoa, Arthropoda, Insecta, Hymenoptera, Formicidae. Gene Ontology annotation, cellular component: membrane.
GCAUUGCCCAUCGCAAGGUGGCAUUGCUAUCGUUUUGGCCAGCUAUGGGAGAGAAGUAAACAAAAGAACUGAUACGCUCCAUUCGGAGACGGUAUGCCUGGAGUGAAGUGGUAAUCCCGUUCUCGAACGUGUCGUGUGGUUUGUCCAUGCACAAAAUUAGAGACGUUAUUCAGAGGAGAAAACUGAAAUGUCGUCGAGAACAGAUGUCGAAUUAGUUACACCCACAAAGAACACCUCAAACAUACAAUGCAACGUAGAUAUGGAGAUUACUGUUUCAAAAACAUUGCAGAAACAUACCACUGUACGAGGAAAAGUUUCAGAGAUUUGUAAAUUUGGCACAUUGAUUGCCGUUCUCAUCAUUCUAAUAAGGUGUGUGUACAUGAAUGGAAAACAAUUUGAGUUACAGAUGAAUGAAUUGAACUACAACAUUGUUCAAUUAUCGCGUCAAUAUGAUAUGCUCAAUCGAAAUCUAAAUCACAUAUGCUUUGAUAAAACAACAUAUUCUAAUGAUUUCAUUAAUUUAAUUAAAUCUACUCACGAACUCUCUAAUCUACUUAAGUUUUAUAUAAAUGAUGAGCAUAUAUAUGACAACAGCGAGAAGGAAUCGCGGACUAAAAGAUUACGAAGAGAUAAUGGUAAGAAUAAAAAAGGGAAUAAUAUGAAAAGACCCAACCGCAGUUUCAGACGAUUGGAUCCGUUGGUAGCUACGUUUGUUGGUGCAAUACCAGAACAACGUAUUUACGAUACAGUACAAAUUGGGCCAUGGAAGAAAAACAAUAGGACCAGUAGCCAUUUUGAUUUUACUAAGUUUCAUUUGGUGGAGGACAAUAUGUCGAUCGAAGUUACCAUAAGUGGUUUAUACAUAAUCUCUGUACAGAUUUUUUAUUACGGAGAAUCAAAAAAAUGUUCGUAUGACGUAUUGUUAAAUUCUGAAGGCAUGUUUGAGGCAAAGCAGCUCGUUACAUGCAUCACUGCUACUUCUCAUGCAACUAGUGAGAUAACGUGCCAUACGAGUGUAGUCACCUAUCUACAAAAAGGCGACAGACUAAGUAUACACCAAAGGGAAACAGAUAGGUUGAUUGAUUUGAGAGAGGGAUAUAGUCAUGUACAACUUGUGAUGCUUGCGCAAAAGAAGAGGCGGUAAAAAAUAGAGUUAUAAGUUUGCUUGUGAAUGUAAAUAUAUUUUCUCAAUCUGACAAAUAUAUAACAUUUAUUCUCAUAACGUUGAUAAGCCAAUGGUUGUGACUAGUACGAGUAGAAUUAAUGAGAAGUUAUGCUUACAAGAUAAUUGGUGAUCUCCCGGGAAAAAGUAAUUAU